AACAGGGGUGGUGAGUAGCAAUUGAGUUUGUGAAUUUUGAACUAUCCACCCUCCAUAGCUUAGGGAGGUUGAAUAUUGGGAAUAAUGGCGGAACCUGAGUCUGCAGCUGCUGCUGCUCAGCCUAUUGGUCCGGAAGAAGACGUCAACGCAAUCGAUGACCAAGCCAUGGUCGAUGCUCAAAACCCUAUCGAGCCUUCGGACUCUGGAUCCGAGUCCGACUCCGACUCUGAGGAUGAAGUACAGGCCAAAUCGCAGAUUGAGGCGCUCGAAGCUGCGCUGAGCAAUAAUCCAUCGGAUUACGAUUCACACGUCCAAUAUAUUAAAAUUCUACGGAAGCAAGGUGAAAUAGAGAAGCUGCGACAAGCAAGAGAAACAAUGAAAUCGUUAUUUCCUUUGAGUCCCCAAAUGUGGCAGGAAUGGGCUAAAGAUGAGACUACCCUGAGCUCUGGAGUGGAGGCAUCUCCUGCUGUUGAAAAGCUGUAUGAACAAGGGGUUUCUGAUUAUCUGUCUGUCCCCUUAUGGUGUGACUAUUUAAAUUUUGUCCAAGAGCAUGAUCCAUCUGUCCGUGAAUGUUCUGCCUCUGGCAUAUCAAAGGCAAGGAACCUCUUCGAGCGUGCUCUCACUGCCGCUGGGUUGCAUGUUGCUGAAGGUCACAGAAUUUGGGAAUUGUACAGAGAAUUUGAGCAAGCUAUUCUUUUCACCAUUGAAGAGACCGACUCUGGGGCAAGAGAAAAGCAGAUCCAGCGGAUACGAAAUUUAUUUCAUCGUCAGUUGUCUAUUCCCCUUGCUGACCUACAAUCAACUCUUCUUGCUUAUAAGGCCUGGGAAGCUGAUAAUGGGAGUUCAUAUGAUAUUAAUAGUAGUGAGUUGGAUGGUCUUCCAUCUCAUGUUGUUUCUGUGUAUCAAAAGGCAUUAGAAAUGCUGAAUGCUCGUGCCAAUUUUGAAGAAAGAAUUUCCAAGAAGGACAAUGAUUCAGAAAAGCUUAAAGAAUUCACGGUCUACUUGAAAUUUGAGCACUCGUCCGGAGAUCCAGCCCGCAUACAGAUCUUGUAUGAACGUGCUAUAGCUGAUUUUCCUAUAUCUAGCGAUCUAUGGGUUGAAUACACCCAGUACCUGGAUAAAACAUUCAAGACUGCCAAGAUUGUGAGGGACGCUUACUGCAGGGCUACAAGAAACUGUCCAUGGGUAGGAGAUUUGUGGGUUUGUUAUUUACUCUCGUUGGAACGUGGUCAAGCUUCUCAGGAAGAGUUAUCAACUGUAUUCGAAAAAUCACUGCAGUGCACUUUUUCAAGCUUUGACGAGUACUUGAAUAUCUUUCUUACAAGAGUAGAUGGGCUAAGGAGGAUGAUAUGUGCAUCUAAGGAAGCGGAGGAAAGCAAGGAUUAUGUAGUUAUAAGGGAUAUCUUUCAGCGUGCAGCAGAUUACUUGACCCCACACCUUAGCAACACAGACAGUUUACUCCGCAUGCAUAGUUAUUGGGCUCGUUUAGAGUUCAAAUUGGGCAAGGAUUUGAAUGCAGCUCGCGGUGUCUGGGAAGGCUUGCUUAAAAAUAGUGGGUCGAUGCUGAAAGCUUGGCUAGCUUAUAUAGCUUGGGAGAUUGAGAUGGGCCAUGUAAAUGAAGCCAGAUCUCUCUACAAGCGAUGCUACAGUAAACGAUUCUCUGGGACUGGAUCAGAGGACAUCUGCCAUUCGUGGGUGCGCUUUGAGAGAGAAUAUGGCUCAUUGGAACACUUCGAUAUUGCAGCUCAGAAGGUGGCUCCUCGCAUUCAAGAGCUGCAACUAUUUAGGUUGCAGCAAGAGAGUAAAAAUGUUGGCCUGGCUACGAAUGAGAAGGGAAAUAUUUCAAUGAAAAAUCCCCAUGAGAAGAGAAAACCAACUUCGAGCUCAGUAAAUGAACAGCCUCCCGCUAAGCGUAAAAAAAAUACGUCGCAAAACCCAAAGAAAUCAAAUGAGAGAAAUAAAGAACAGGCAAGGCACUCAGCUGAAGAAAGUGAAGCUGUUGAAAAAGAUGGGAAAAAAGCUGAGAGUAGCAGCCAGGGCAUAAAGCAUGAAUCCUCUAAAAAACCUACCACUGAGGAUGAUCUUUAUAAUUUCUUCACUGAUGUUGGUGGAGUUGUUGAUGUUCGAAUAGUGAAGGACAAGUUCACCAAAAAAUCAAGAGGACUAGCAUAUGUAGAUUUCUCGGACGAUGCACACCUUAAUGGGGCUUUGGAGAAGAACAAACAGACCCUGAUGGGCAAGAGAUUGAGCAUUUUAAAGUCAGAUCCCCAGCAAGGCAGAAAGAAAAAAGUCGCUGGACGUAACAAUAGAUCAGAGCACGGUAAUGCUGUUAAACAAAUUGGGGUUUCUGGGAAAGAACCGUCCAUUGCGAAGCGUGAUGAAGACAUCCAGCUCAAGGGUAAGAACACAUUUGCUGUGCCAAGAAAUGUGAAACCUCUCGGCUGGAGCGCACGCACCAAACCUGUGCCAGAUGGAACCGACUAGACAGGUGAUGAAAACCCAAAAUCCAACUACGUCAGAAAGAUGUUUAUCAAGAAGUGACUGUCAAAAAACAUAAAAGCCUCAUUGAAAAAUGUUUACAGAAUGUGACAAAUUUGAACUGGUCUUAUCCGUUUGUUCUGUUUGUCGUGACCUACUGAAUUGUGCUACAUGUUCGGUGGUAGAAAAUGUGUUUUUGGAUGUCUCGAUUCUGGAUGAGGUCUUGAAACGGACGAAUUUUAUAAGUUGGAGACAUGUAGUGGAUUGGUUUGUAUUAUUAUCUUGUUGAUUAGUUCGUAAUUUCGCAGUGGAGAAUGGAAUAGUGCUAUCCUUUCUGCUAGAAAACACUCGUAUUGGACUGGUAAUUUACUUACUUUUUUCUUACGUUAAAUUGUGGUACCGUAUAAAUUUUGAGUGGCCUACGCUACUGGUGUGAAAAAAAGGACCUCGACGUGGCUCACAUGACCUGGAUAUAAGUUCUGACCGGUUCAAAGACCUAAUCAUGCAAAAAGAGCCAGGAGGUGUUCUCAGCUUUAGCACUCCGAUGCUCAAGUCAGUAAAUAGUAAUAGAGAAG
This is a messenger RNA of Striga asiatica, 3053 nucleotides long. The record is from the annotation of a GenBank genome assembly. NCBI's taxonomy places the organism in Eukaryota, Viridiplantae, Streptophyta, Magnoliopsida, Lamiales, Orobanchaceae.